Messenger RNA from Schizophyllum commune H4-8, 1050 nucleotides. RefSeq names its product mitochondrial carrier. The coding region runs from base 1 to 1050 and encodes 349 amino acids. The transcript is spliced from 4 exons. Gene Ontology annotation, biological process: mitochondrial transmembrane transport. NCBI's taxonomy places the organism in Eukaryota, Fungi, Basidiomycota, Agaricomycetes, Agaricales, Schizophyllaceae. The record is from RefSeq and is a predicted model, not a curated record.
AUGGAUCCCUUCAAUGCAAAGCUCAUCGCUGCUGCGACGGGCUCCAUGGUCACCGCCCUGACCAUGACUCCCUUCGAUGUCGUCAAGACCCGACUGCAGACACAGGCGCCAGUCCCCCGCGAACCCCUCUUCCCCAAUCCCCCGCCAGACACUUGCUGUCAGCCUGCAGGGCAGCCAUGCGUUAACACUAGUAACAAUGGCAAGACGACCAGGAUGAAUACAUCUCGCAGCCUAUCCUCCUUGGCACGACCGGUCACGCAAGAGCUGGGAGUGUGUGUAUGGCACGACGGGACGAUGCAGCGGGAACGCGUCACGGGCUUCUUCGAUGCUGCACGACACGUAUGGCGAGCCGAAGGCAUACGGGGGCUGUGGAAGGGUGCCGGAACUUCACUUGCUAUCGGAAUGCCUUCAGCAACCGCGUACAUGCUCACGUACGACCAUUUGCUCCGCGUAACACUACCCCCGCUCCUACCCGCAUCAAUCGUUCCCCUCUUCGCUGGCGUUAUUGCACGGUCAUCCAUUACGGCGAUCGUAUCACCAUUAGAGCUCCUCCGCACAAACCUUCAGUCCACCCCUGUCUCCGCUGCCAACCCUCACACCCUUCGCUCCGUCACAACGUCAUUAAGCCGGCUAGUGACUUCGCAAGGUGUCCAUUCGCUCUGGAGAGGCCUUGUGCCAAGCUUGUGGCGAGAUGUACCCUUCUCGGGAAUAUACUGGGCAACCUACGAGGGCCUCAAGAAGCGGAUGAUGCGCAGAGGACACGAAGGCGCCACCCUCGCCUUCUUCUGUGGCGCGACGAGUGGAAUGACGGCCGCCCUCUUGACUUCGCCCUUCGACGUCUUGAAGACACGCCGUCAGGCCAUCGUCAUGUCCGAGACCGCACCAAGAGGCCUAUCCACCGUGGCAGUCAUGUCCAACAUCAUACGGACGGAGGGGACGUCGGCGCUUUUCGCAGGCCUCGCACCUCGAAUGGCCAAAAUUGCUCCGGCGUGCGGUAUCAUGAUUGCAUGCUUCGAAGGGAUUGGCAAAGCGUUGGCAAGGCCUGAGUAG